AUGGACUCCAUCAUGCUCCUCGUGAUCUCCCUCUUCGCCAACAUGGCGUUCGGCGCACCUAUCAUGGAGUCGCAGGCCGAUGCAGAUGACUCCACGGAUAGUGCCUCCGAGGGGGCAAAUGCCGAGCCUGUUGGAGGGCCAGUACCAGGGGCUGGAACUAUUCUUGACACCGGUGCUAUCAUCGGCAUUAUCGCUGGAGUCAUUGCUACUCUACUCCUCGUUGGACUCCUGUACUGGUGUGGUGCUCGAGGUAGAUAUCCCGGCGUUCAAAGGAGAAGAUGA
Messenger RNA from Anthostomella pinea, 282 nucleotides. The record is from the annotation of a GenBank genome assembly. Lineage: Eukaryota; Fungi; Ascomycota; Sordariomycetes; Xylariales; Xylariaceae.